AUGCCACCACCAACUUCCACUUCCACUCAAGCCACCACCGCCUCUUCUCAAACCACUCACAGAAACUGGGUCCGAGCAGCUGAGACCACUCUCCAACGCUUGCAAGCCGAUAUCGACGACGUCCACCGGCAGACCCUGGCCAUGAAUACGGCCAAUAGUACCACUUCUGACAGCGAUGACGAUGACGCCUCCUCUCACAAAGGCUCAACCCGGGCUCAGACUUGCAGCUUGGGUGAAUUGUCCAUCGUAGACCGUAUUCCGGAAUUCAACUUUCGCAUCAUGCGAUUGCUGCUGCAGGUCUGGCAUGUGGAGCUGAACGGCCUCUGUGAAGAGCAUAUGGGAAGCCUGGGAUUGAGGAUUAUGAUGACGGUGCAUGAUUGGGAGACGUUGAAAGAUUCUAUCAGGGAGGAUGUUUGA
Messenger RNA from Diplodia corticola, 417 nucleotides. RefSeq lists its product as uncharacterized. Bases 1 to 417 code for a protein of 138 amino acids. The transcript has a single exon. The record is from RefSeq and is a predicted model, not a curated record. NCBI's taxonomy places the organism in Eukaryota, Fungi, Ascomycota, Dothideomycetes, Botryosphaeriales, Botryosphaeriaceae.